AUGGCAAUGGCCGCCUCCACCUAUACAAUACUGUUAAUGAAACCACACAGCCCAGAAGCAACAGCUCAAGACGUCUGGCAAACAAUCGUAUCCCAAUGGUUUACUCCUUUCGAUAGCUACAGAUGGGGCUUCAAAGCUCCCAAGCCCACCAACAACACGCCCGAUAGCAUCGUCCUCCAAGUCAUUCAAGUUAUCGAGAUACCAGCAGUCAAAUUUGAGUUGAUUGAACACCCAGUAUUCAUAGUCGUUUGCAAGGGUCCAUCUAGCGACAGCGAUACUCCAGACUGGGAUGAUAUCAUGCAGGUCGAGUUCAUUCACCGUAUAUCAGAAAACUCGAACUUGAACUCUUCGGAAACAGAAAGACUGUUUGGAGCUGUUGCUAUUGGUCAGAAAGUGAAGUUUAUCGAUUUGAUGGGAAAGCACGGCCUGAUCACAGAUUGGCUCGGCUUCACGAGGAUAUCUUGGAUUUGGAGAAGGUGGAUAGAUGUUCACAGGUUGAGGGUAUGA
Messenger RNA from Penicillium concentricum, 507 nucleotides. Its product is annotated as Cytochrome b5. NCBI's taxonomy places the organism in Eukaryota, Fungi, Ascomycota, Eurotiomycetes, Eurotiales, Aspergillaceae. The record is from RefSeq and is a predicted model, not a curated record. Bases 1 to 507 code for a protein of 168 amino acids. The transcript has a single exon.